Pomacea canaliculata is the source of this 6203-nucleotide messenger RNA. Its product is annotated as transmembrane and TPR repeat-containing protein 3-like. Gene Ontology annotation, cellular component: endoplasmic reticulum. Lineage: Eukaryota; Metazoa; Mollusca; Gastropoda; Architaenioglossa; Ampullariidae. Gene Ontology annotation, biological process: protein O-linked glycosylation via mannose. Gene Ontology annotation, molecular function: protein binding; mannosyltransferase activity. The record is from RefSeq and is a predicted model, not a curated record.
ACAGCGCUCAGCAUUGACGUCCCCAACAUGGCGGCCGCCAGCAGACGCUUCAGGUGAGCCGCCAGCUUCUUCACAGGUGGAUUAGCAAGUAUAGCAUCCCUGACCUUUUAAACUAUCACAGAGCAAGAAAAUUUGAGGAGUGGUGACCAAAUGACUGAGCUGAAAUAGAAAGUAAAGCAGCUGGCAAGAAAAAUGGAACAGUUCACAUUGCACAGCAUUAUUUUGGUAGUCACUACACUAGCUAUCUACCACAAUGCACUGGACUGUGGUUUUGUCUUUGAUGACAUGUCUGCAAUAGUUGAGAACCAGGACUUGCGACCAAAAACACCUAUCACAGACCUCUUCUGGAAUGACUUCUGGGGAACACCUAUGCACAAGGAAAAAAGUCACAAGUCCUAUCGGCCGCUGUGUGUUCUGACAUUCCGUUUUAACUAUAUGCUGAGUGAACUGGAGCCCAUGACCUACCACCUGGUCAAUGUUGUACUCCAUGCCAUCGUGUGUAUCUUGUUUAUGAAAGUGUGCAAUAUGUUUGUCAAGGAGAGUACCAGUUUUCUUGCAGCCAUGUUGUUUGCUGUUCACCCAGUUCAUACAGAAGCUGUAACUGGGGUAGUAGGCAGAGCAGAGUGCUUGUCUUCCAUCUUCUUCUUGGCAGCCUUUCUGAUGUAUUCCAAGUGCACAGGAUACAGAUCUCCUAUUGCAUGGCGACCCCUGAUUAUGACAGUGAUUCUGGUGACAGUGGCUGUAAUAUGCAAGGAACAGGGCAUUACCGUGAUAGGUGUGUGCUGUGUGUAUGAAGUCUUUGUAGCCCAGAGAGCCACAAUGUCAGAGUUGCUAUGGAUGUUGACCAGCGUGAUUCAAGGGAAGCCCAAGCUGGCUGGUUGGCUGCAGACGUCGAUCAUGCGAGCUGGGUUCCUAGUUUUUUCAACACUCUUCUUGCUCUUUGCUCGCAUCAAGGUCAUGGGGGCCCAGCUUCCAGUCUUUACAAAGUUUGACAAUCCAGCCUCAGUGUCGCCUUCUCCAGCAAGACAACUGACGUUGAAUUAUCUCCUGCCUGUAAACGCCUGGCUGCUGUUGAAUCCCAGUGGUCUCUGCUGUGACUGGACCAUGGGCACCAUUCCAAUCAUUACCUCCCUUGUGGACAUGCGCAACCUUGCAACGCUAGCCUUCUAUCUGGUCCUUGGAAGUUUUACUGUUUAUGCUUUGUUUGAGCAGACAAGACGUUCUCGGGCAAUCAUCAUGAGCCUGUCCUUCUUGGUGCUUCCAUUUAUUCCAGCCUCCAACCUCUUCUUCCCUGUGGGCUUUGUUGUUGCCGAGCGAAUUCUUUACACGCCAAGCCUGGGCUUCUGUCUUCUAGUGGCCCUUGGCUUUCAUAUCAUCAUAGAGAACAGAAAGUGUCUACGAGGUCUGAUGUACCUGCUGAUGACACUGCUAUUGUUGUGCCACAGUGCCAAGACCUUUGUCAGGAAUUACGAUUGGAUGUCAGAGUACUCUUUGUUCCGAUCAGCCCUGAAAGUUAACCAGGACAAUGCUAAGCUCUGGAACAAUGUGGGCCAUGCCCUGGAGAAGGUGGAGAAGUACCAGGAGGCACUAGACUACUUUGAGAAGGCAGCAAGUGUGCAGCCUGAUGACAUUGGUGCUCACAUCAACGUUGGAAGAACCUACAACAACCUCAACCUCAGUCAACCAGCUGAAGGCAGCUAUCGCAGAGCCAUCAGUCUCUUUCCUCCGAUCAUAAAAGGUCGAAGUUACACUGCUCGGGUCGCACCCAACCACCUGAAUGCUUACUUGAACCUGGCCAACCUUGUAUCGAAAGAUCCUCACCGCUUGGAGGAAGCCAGGAAUCUACUCCAGCAAGCUAUUUCCAUGAGAACAGACUUCAUAGAAGCCUAUAUCAACUUGGGAGACAUCUUUGUAAAACUGGGCAGAAUAGCGGAUGCGCAACACACGUAUGAAGAUGCCAUUCGUGUAGAGCCACGAAACGCUGAUCUCCAUUUCAAUCUUGGAGUCGUACAUUUAGAACAAAAACACAUGGCAGAAGCACGACAAGCUUUUGAGAAUGCUCUGAAAAUAGACCCUGACCAUGUGCAAUCCCUCUACAAUUCUGCUAUUCUCAUGCAAGAGGGUGGUAACCCCAAGGAUAGAGAAGAGGCUGUGAGGAGGCUACACAAGUUAGAACAAGGCGACCCCCGUGACCCCAAGAUCUUCUUCAACAGUGCUAUGCUUGCCAUGGAUGAGAAGAACUUCAUGGCCGCUGAGAUCAACUUCAAAAAAGCAGUUCAGCUGGACCCCAAGUUCCGUAGUGCUUUGUUUAACCUGGCCUUAAUGCUGGUCAAUGAUGUCAACCGUCCGUUGGAAGCAGUUCCGUACCUGGAGCAGCUGCUAACUCACUACCCAGAUCACACUAAAGGCCUGAUUUUAAUGGGAGACCUCAAUGUUAACCACCUUAAGAAUCUGGAUGCUGCAGAACAGAACUUCAGAACCAUUUUACAGCAUGAGCCAAACAACGUGCAAGCUCAUCACAACCUCUGUGUGGUGUAUGUGGAGCGUGGUGACCUGCUUCGUGCAGAAAGAUGCCUCGUUGACACCCUGGCACUAGAACCAUCUGCAGAUUAUAUCCGCAACCAUCUCAACAUCGUGAGGUCUCGCAUCCACCAGAUUCGACAGCGGCAACAGCAAAAACAGCAGCAGCAGGCAUCACCCCCAAUACAUCAGGAAAUACCUCAAAGGACAUCAGAUUUUGACUCUCAGGAGCAGCCACAGAAUCCACCACAAAGUCAACGAUAGAAGCCUUACAGGCCUGGCAGAAAGCAGUCUGACAGAACUAACAGUGGUCAGGGCCAUACCCACAGUUCUCUCAACCUUACUUCUGAUGGGAGAUGAUUGUGCCAGAGUGCUAUCUUCUGAGAACCAAAGAGUGGAACAAGAGUGAGAAAAACAAGAAAAACAACAGUUUCUGUCAAAUUUCUUGUGAUCUUAGCAAAAGGGAGGGCCAUUUUUUUAUGGACAAUUUGUGAUACAUUUGCUGCUGUGUGCAGUCAGCAUAGCUUGUCUGUUGGCCAUAGGGACUUUAUGCAGAUGUUGCAGUACUUCAGUGUAGGCAGGUAUAUGGUUCUCUGUAUGGUUCUUCAGUGUGGACAGAUGAUGACUUUAUGCUUAUAUUGAUCCAUUUAUCCCUUGACUAAUACCCGUCCUUGCAGAAAGCACAUGGAUAGAUGUGGCAGCUGACAAGAUCUGCCACUCUGGCCUGUCUUGAGCGGUGAUGAAUGCCACUCUUUCAUAUUUGUAAGCCAGUUCUUCCUCUGGCCACCUCAUCAUUGACCUUCCUCUGACCUCAGCAUUGAUCUUCCUCCAAGAUACUUUUAAGGACAGUCUUUAACAGAAUGUUGUGCUGAACCAGACCAGCUUAUACUGCUUGACUGUUGCAAGUAGUGGUUCCUAGCGUCCUACAAGUGUGGUGACUGUGCUUCACACAAAGUCAUUGGUUUUGUGCUACCUGUACAAGAUCUGGAGUAGCCUCCUCAGGCACUUGUUCUCAAAUGCCUGGGUUCUCCUCUCAGUAUCAGCAGAGUCCAUGUUUCAUUCAUAUGGCAGGGUGGGAACUGCCAGGAACUUGUACAGUCUUGUUGUAGUAAAACAGAUGUUAUUGCUGUACCAGUCCUGAUGCAUAUAUGUUGUGGAGCUGCUAUCAUUGGAGAGGGUGGAUUCUGAGUAUUUAAAGCUCUUUACCUCUUUGAGCCAUACUUGUUCAUGUCGAUAUUGCAUCACUUCACUGUGAACAGAUGGUGACCGUACUCAGAUAUUGCAGUACUACGGUUUUUUUGUUUUUUUUUACAUUCAGUUGAAUAAUUUUCUGCUGAGUACAAUAGAGGUUGUAUAAAUAGUGUUUGUAUGGUGGUGUGCACAUACCGGUAUACCUGUGCAUGUAUAAUGUGCAAGAGAGUGAGCAAGAAAUUCCAUUUUACAGCUAUAGGUGUCAUCAGCUUUUUGAAAAACAACUAUGUACAUGCGAGAGUUUUUAAACAAUCAAAAGGAGAACCAGGUGGUUUGUCAAACUGAUUAGGCUUUUUUUUUUUCCACAUAGAGUUGAUUAAUUCGACACAUUCGAUGGUUUCUGAGGACUGAUGGUGGUCCCUUACUCUGCACCGUGUCUACGCAGAUACAGUGCUGGGUUUAUCUUGUCAGUACACCCUCCAAUGUCCCAACCAUUCAUUUCUUACCUUUGUCUCCUAUAGUGAUUUACAGUGGUUAUGGUUGUUUUUAAAUUUUUGCGUGUUGCUGUUUCCUUCAAGCUCUACUUUAUUGUUUUUCUAUAUGUAUCGUCAAACCUUGCUGAUGUUCUGUUUUCUCUGCGCUUGCAAACCCGUGGUUUCAUUCACUUCAUUAAGUCCUAGACUACACUGUUCUAGAAGCUAAAAAUUUAUCACAGAAGGACUAAUCCACAUGAAUAGCAAAUGAAGUAGAAAUGAUUUCACCAGUUGGGUUUUUAAAAAAAAUGUUUUAAUGAAUGCCUGGGAGAUGAUACUUGUACAAAGGUCUAUUUCACAAACUCUUAAGAUGACAUAAGCCAGGAAGCUUGGUCUCAAGGUCAAGCACUGAAGCAUUGGAACUUGCAACUGUUCACCUGCCAGAAUAUUGGUGAAGACCCUCCCCCCCCCCAAAAAAAAAAAAAAAUACACACAUCCAGUUUGUCCUCCUUUGAUAUCAGCUUGAUUAACUUUUCUACAUACUUUUAAGCAGCUGUUGACUUUGGACAUUGAUUAUUUUGAGAAAAUCUCUCCAUUUGCUUUAUUUCUAUGUUCACAUUGUUACCUAGUAACAUAUCAAUUUGUACUGCUCUUGUUUUGCCAGAUAUAAUGUGGAUAAACAUUACUCACUAUUCAAAUGUUCUUAAUGAUCCAUACUGGAUUGAUCAGUAAAUGGGAAAGUAUUUCAGAGAUUUGUUUUAUUAGCCAUUUACUUUACACAAGUAUUUUGUCUUUUUUUAUUGUUAGUCAAAGGGUCCUAGUGUGACAGUAGACCCAUAUGGCUACAGUCUCUAAGGCCAUCCCCCUCCUGCAGACCUGAUUUAUAUCCUUAAUUCUAGUGUUUUUGCUCUCAAUCAUGAGUUUACACAUACAUAUCAGCUGGCACUGGAAAGUGUAUACUAAGAUGGAACAUACGUUUGUCAAGGCUGCAAGAUGCAUUGUUAGAUAGUAAGAUAUCAAAUUUGGAUUUUUCUUUUACAUAUCUGUAUACAGUGUAUUUAACUUCCGUCUCCGUAAACCAGGAUCUGUGUGGAUCACCAGCACAGUCACAUGGUGUAGAUCAUGCAUGUAGUUGUAGAACUCUUCUGCCUGUUUUUUUCAUGCUGUUGCCUCUUGGUCAUUACAGUAAUCUCUCACCUUUUGUGCAGGUUACGUUCCAGAAACCCCUGCAAUAGGUGAAAAUCUGUGAAGUAGCAGCAUUUUAUCUAUUUUAUUAUUAAUGUAUAUUUUAAACCCUUCCCACACUCUUAUAAACACUUCAUACGCUUGAACACUUUCUACACUUUUAAGCCUACGUAAUUUUAACAUAUAAAAUCCUAUAUGGGUACUCACCAGUGAAGUACACAACUUAAAUGUGAUAUAGCAAAAACUCCACAAUACAAAAUUUGAUUUUUUUCCCCAAAAAAAAAUUGGAUACACUGAAGCCACAAUGAGUGGACCGCGAUAACAAGGGAUUACUGUAUUAGCAUAACCUUUCUUCCAGUUUCUUUCAUGCUGUCACGUCUUGAUCAUUAUUAGCAUCUGUACUUGUCUCUCCAUUUUUUUUGUUGGAAGGAUAAGGUUCUUUUCUAUUUUUUUAUUUUACCUUUUAUAAAACCUUUAUCAGUGUGUGGUUGCUAUGUUUUAGUUACAUUUGUGCUGACUGAUUUUGAUAUCAAUUGUCUUGUCAAAGGAGAUGGUAGUUUAUAACAAAUUUUGUUUCUAUGCUUGGUCUCUUUGUAAAGAACAGAGUAAUAGGUUAACAUUGAAAGCUGAGUGGAAGAUUACUUACAAAAGGAGUGGGUCUAGUUCAUUUAAAGAUAUUAACUCUCCAAUCAAUGUUUCAUUCAAGAGAUAAAAGCCUUUGAACACCACAGUUUUGUGUAGUUUUGGAAAGAUGUUGAGACAUUUCUCAAGACAUCACAAAUGCUGAUUGCAGCAUUCAGUGAAGUCAGGUGUGUGAAUUUUGGUCAAUCAUUG